Molecule: messenger RNA, 412 nt
Organism: Cariama cristata (Red-legged seriema)
Lineage: Eukaryota; Metazoa; Chordata; Aves; Cariamiformes; Cariamidae
Product: epithelial cell adhesion molecule-like
Exons: 3
Cellular component (GO): membrane; bicellular tight junction
Molecular function (GO): cadherin binding involved in cell-cell adhesion
Source: RefSeq, a predicted model, not a curated record
CGUGCAUCUGCGAGAAGAACAAGCGUGUCAUCAACUGCAGGAUGGUCGACGGCGUCUGUUGGUGUGACUCGAUCGGCUCCGGCGUGUCUGUGAGCUGCGACACUUUGACUUCAAAAUGCCUGCUGAUGAAAGCCGAAAUGACAGGCUCAAAAUCAGGUCGUCGUGAGAAGCCAAAAGAUGCAUUUGAAGAUACUGAUGGCCUUUAUGAUCCCGAGUGUGAAAAUACUGGUGUUUUCAAGGCAAAGCAGUGCAAUGGAACCACCUGUUGGUGUGUGAAUACAGCUGGUGUUAGAAGAACUGACAAACAUGAUGCAGACUUGAAGUGCAGUCAGUUGGUCAGAACAACGUGGAUCAUCAUUGAAAUGAAACAUGCUGAGAGAAAUGCUCCUCUGAACACUGAAUCUUUGAAGAG